UUUGAGUCUGCGAAUAUGUCUUCUCCGUGGGCAAAAGUAUUGCCCGUGGAAUCCGUGGAUCUGCAGGAGAUCAUGUCCGAGCAAUAUGCUCGACAAUUAGUUGGAACAGAAACUACUUCGCAAACAUCAGCCAAGGCAGAAACUCCUGUCGCAGAUCCAAUAGAUGACGAGUGCGUAAAGGAACCAGUGGCUGGGUGUUCGCGUUCACUUGAUUCUGGAACAGCCGCCGCCGCCGUGCCGGAAGAAGUACUCGUUGCUUUGCAGGAGGCGGAUGAAAAGGAGUUGGAAUCGGAUGCACUAGUAGCACGUUUGCUUCAGGCCCAGUUCGACGCUGAAUAUGACGAGCAGCUGAAACGCGAAGAGAACCAUCGGAACAAGGACUCGAAGGUGAAGGUGUCGUACCGAAACUAUCGCACCGUGCCAGAGGAGCUACUGUACGAGGAGCCUGUUGAAAAGCCCGUGGAUCCGAAAGCGGACUGGGACCGGUUUGUGACGAACGAAAAGGAGCAAAAGCUGCUGCCACGCACCGGUUACCGGGUGAAUGAUGAGGGUGAAAUGGUGACAAAGCACAAUCUCGACAUUAACGGCCGGAGCAACGCGUGCAAAGUUAUGUCGUUUCCGCCGGAAUUCUCGACCGGCGACGCGGCCGGCUUCGACAUGAAGCUGUCGAAUAAGGUGUACAAUCAACUGAAGACACACUCGAAGAAGGCGACCCGUAAGCACCAUAAGGCGCAAGAUCGCCGGGAAAACAUUGCAACAGCCGAGAUGGGGCUGGACGAGCCGACGCGUCUCAUACUGUACAAAUGGAUCAACAAUCAGUUGCUGGAGUCGAUCGAUGGCGUAAUUUCGACCGGCAAAGAAGCCGUUAUCCUGCAUGCUGAAACUGAUCCCGAUAACCCGAACCGAAGAGACGAUGAUCCGGUCCCACCGAAGGAGGUUGCCAUCAAGAUAUUCAGCACAACGUUAAAUGAGUUUAAGCAACGCGAUCGGUAUAUCAAAGACGACCAUCGGUUUGCGGGUCGAUUUUCUAAGCAGAAUGCGCGAACGGUGAUCAACAUGUGGGCGGAGAAGGAACUGCGAAAUCUGCACCGGAUUCGUGCUGCCGGCAUCCGGUGUCCGGCGGUGGUUGCAUUGAAGAAGAACGUACUGGUGAUGCAAUUUAUCGGGGCGAAUAUGGUACCGGCACCGAAGCUGAAGGAAGCAACGCUUUCCGAUGCCCAGCUUGUACUGGCCUAUGACGAAAUGGUGGAAAUAAUGCAUCAACUUUAUAAAGAAGCGCGCUUGGUGCAUGCGGAUUUGUCGGAAUACAACAUACUGUGGCACGAGGAAAAGUGUUGGGUUAUUGAUGUGGCGCAAUCGGUCGAACCGAGCCAUCCCGGAGCCCUAGAGUUUUUGAUGCGUGAUUGCGGUAACAUCAGCAUGUUCUUUACCAAACGUGGCGUUAGCGGAGUGAAGUGUAAAGAGGAUCUUUUCUUCGACAUCACCGGGUUGGAUGCGUUGUCGCACAAUGCGGCCAUUCUCGAGCGAAUACAUAUGAAGGGCGAACCAGCACACGUGGUGUCCGCUAUCGAUGACGAUACGGCGGAACAGUACCAACCCAAGCAGUUUCCCUUCGAUUUCGCAUGGACUAAUGUAGAAUCGUACCGGAACAAACGGAAGCAGAAACAAUGCGACGGUGAACAGGGCGCUGGAACGAGCGCAGCAUCACUACGCGGCUCAUGCAGGCCGGAAUCGGAAUCAAGUGCGUCCGAUGUCGAUGCGUUGAAGGAAGAAGCACUGGUUACUUAGAAACUAGCGGCUUUUUAAUGCCAGCUUUACCAAAACGAAAUAUGGCGUGAAGUUGCAGUGAAAUUAAAAUAUUGGUUUGAAAUAUAU
Anopheles cruzii is the source of this 1875-nucleotide messenger RNA. RefSeq names its product serine/threonine-protein kinase RIO3. Gene Ontology annotation, molecular function: protein serine/threonine kinase activity; ATP binding. Gene Ontology annotation, biological process: protein phosphorylation; maturation of SSU-rRNA. The transcript is spliced from 2 exons. Bases 16 to 1788 code for a protein of 590 amino acids. The record is from RefSeq and is a predicted model, not a curated record. NCBI's taxonomy places the organism in Eukaryota, Metazoa, Arthropoda, Insecta, Diptera, Culicidae. Gene Ontology annotation, cellular component: preribosome, small subunit precursor; cytosol.